CCACUGUCGUCCCUUCGCCCCCCCUCCGGGCGAGGGGCUCCGGAGGCUGCGCCUGUCCUGUGGGCGGGGUGGGGCCGCGGCCGAGUGCCCGGCCAGCGGGAAGUCCCACGCCCGGGACCUGCUGAGGCAGGACCCCUGGAAGUCGGAGCAGGGGCCGGGCUGGCCUGGCGGGGGCCGUUAAGUGUCUCGCCGGGCUGUGGCCAGGCUGUGGCGGGAGACAGCACCCCUCUUGGAGGAAGACCCUGGUGGAGGGGUGUGGGCAGGCCCCUCUUCCUUGGCUCCCCUCCCCCACCUCGCUGUGCGGCCCCGUGCCCACGGGCUCCCACCCCCUCCCGGACAGCACAUGGCACGUGUCCCGGGGCCGGUGGCUCAGUCCCGACCCACUGGAUGGAAGGCCCAGCCAGCUGCCUGGGUCCAGGGUCAGGUUAGUUGAAGAAGCGAUUGGAUAGGGGUGGGGAGAGGGAGGGGGCAGGCUGGGACCAGGGGCCUCCCUCCCCACUCCCGCCUUCCCUGGAGGAGCCGACUUCAAAAGCCUCGUCCGCCCGCUGCAGCCGCCCGCUGCAGCCCGUCCAGGGAAGCCCUCGCUGGCGUUGGCUGGACCUGGGGCCGGGCCUGGAGGGGCUGCUGCACCUGAGGACCCCAGGGCCAUGGGGAAGGCCCAGCGGCGGGAGUGAGGGAGGGCCUGACCCUGAGAGGCCCAUGGUGCCCCCUAAGCCCGCGCUCUGGGCGCUCCUGCUGGCGCUGCUGGGGCUGGCGUCGGCCCCCACACAGCCGCGCACCUGCAGCGUCCCCGACGUGCUGCGCCACUACCGGGCCGUCAUCUUCGAGGACCUGCAGGCCGCCGUGCGGCAGGUGGGGCUGGGGGCCGAGGGGAGCGGGCCGGGCUCCAGGCGUCCCCACUUCAUUCGGAAGAACCAGACCGGAGCCGCCGCGGCUGCCCGAGGGCGGGGUCGGCCGGGACCCUUCUGCAGUGCCCGGAAGGAGCACAGUAUCCUCGCGUCCAUCGCCUCCCUGGGCCGGACCCUGCGCGGCGCCGCGGCUGGUGGCCGCAGUGGGGCCCUGGAGAAGGCUGCCUGGACCGUGGCUCUGCGCACAGAGGCAGUGAUGCGGCGCCACUGCCGGACGCUGCACCAGCGGAGCCGGCGGCCCCAAACGCGUCCCGAGCAGCAGCGGCGUCGCGGCAGCCGGAGGCGGCUCCUUCUGCGAGCCCUGGACGCCGUCGCCACCUGCUGGGAGAAGCUCUUCGCGCUGCGCGCCUGGGCCCACGCGGGCUCCUAGCUGGCGCUGCGCUGGGCCUGGGAAGGAGCCUCGUGGCUCGGCGGCGGCCAAGGGCUCCCCCUGCUGACCACUGGGCCCCGCCUGUCCGGGGCUCGUUCUGGCCCGGGGUGGCUCGAGGAACCCGGGCUUGCGAGACGCCAGCCCUUCCCAGGCCAGGCU
This is a messenger RNA of Phyllostomus discolor (pale spear-nosed bat), 1437 nucleotides long. RefSeq names its product chromosome 9 C20orf204 homolog (gene C9H20orf204). The transcript is spliced from 4 exons. The coding region runs from base 700 to 1278 and encodes 192 amino acids. Lineage: Eukaryota; Metazoa; Chordata; Mammalia; Chiroptera; Phyllostomidae. The record is from RefSeq and is a predicted model, not a curated record.